AAAAAAUUAAAAUAUAUUGAAAUAAAUUAAUUAAAAUUGAAUAAAAUAAAAUAGAAUUAAAAUUGUUUAAAAUUUAAUAAAAAAUAAAAUUAAUUAAAAAUAAAUUAAAAAUGGCAUCAAAAGCUAAAGAAUUUAAACAAAGUGCAGAAUUAAAAUCUGGAAAAAGUGAUGUUGCAAUUGCUGGACAAGAUGAAGAUUCUAAGGAGUUCAAGACGGAAAUUGUGUGGAGAAAUGUGAUAAUUUUUGCAUUAAUGCAUUAUUGGGCGUAUCAAGUUAGAGGUCAUGCUACAUGGGGAAUGAUCUUUUUUCACACAGCAAUUGGGAUUCUAACAGGCUACGGCAUUGUCGUUGGUGCACAUAGACUUUGGGCUCAUCGCAGUUUCAAAGCUAAUUAUAAGCUACAAGUGCUGCUCAUGAUUCUGCAGACAGCAGCUGUUGAAAAUGAUGUAAUUGAGUGGGUUCGUGAUCAUCGAGUUCAUCAUAAAUUUAGUGACACUAAUGCGGAUCCAACAAACUCUAAUCGUGGACUUUUCUUCUCACAUAUGGGCUGGUUGAUGUGUAAGAAGCAUCCAGAUGUGAGGAAGUAUGGAUCGAAGGUUGAUAUGAGUGAUAUUGAGUCAGAUCCAUUGCUGCAGUUCCAGAGGAAAUAUUACAUUCCACUGGUCCUCCUGAUCUCCUUCUUCAUCCCAAUGGCAGCAUCAAUGUACAUAUUUUCAGUCUCAAUGAAGCUUGCAUUCUACAGUGUUAUGGCUCGCUAUGUCAUAUCAUUGCAUGUUGUAUGGCUCACAAAUUCAGCUGCUCAUUAUGGAACAUGGAAGCCUUAUGAUAAAAAUAUUGCACCUGCUGAUUCGUGGUUCUUUGGGACGCUGUGCUAUGGAGAAGGGUGGCACAACUUCCAUCACACCUUCCCAUGGGACUACAAAGUGUCGGAAACAAAUCUUUAUCGACACAACUUUGGCAUGAUUUUUAUUGACUUUUUCGCAUGGCUUGGAUGGGCAACUGACUUAAAAGUAGCGUCAAAUGAUUUGAUAAGAAAGCGAGUGAUGAGAACUGGAGAUGGAACUCAUCCGUAUGCUGUUGAGGAAGCUUUGAAGAUGAAAAAGCUUGGAAUUGAGAAAGUUGAGAAUAACAAUAAUAAUAAUAAUAACAAUAAUGAGGAAGACAUAAAGACAUGCUGGGGAUUAGGUGAUAAAGACAUGCCAUUUGAAGACAUUCGUGGAAUUACAACUUAUUGCACAAAGAUUGAAUGAUUUUAUAACAUUUUGUACAUCACUCAGAGAUUUUUUGAAUUAUAAGGGGAUUUAGAUGAGGGUUUGUGAGGUCAUCAGGCUAGACUAGGAUUUUUUGGUCUUGGUCUUGAUCGAAUCCUUAUUAUUAGUAUCAAAAAACACCAAUAUUUCAUAAUUACCAUUAACAAAGCAGCUAUUUUGUAACAAAUAAAUAUUAUUAAGUAGCAAUAAAAAAC
Messenger RNA from Chironomus riparius, 1465 nucleotides. Lineage: Eukaryota; Metazoa; Arthropoda; Insecta; Diptera; Chironomidae. The record is from the annotation of a GenBank genome assembly.